Messenger RNA from Belonocnema kinseyi, 544 nucleotides. It is a transcript of the gene SIFa, whose product is annotated as SIFamide-related peptide. The transcript has 3 exons. The coding region runs from base 117 to 341 and encodes 74 amino acids. The record is from RefSeq and is a predicted model, not a curated record. NCBI's taxonomy places the organism in Eukaryota, Metazoa, Arthropoda, Insecta, Hymenoptera, Cynipidae.
AGUAUAAAAGCAUUGAAGCGAAAAAGUAAGGCAACACCCGACUAUUGACUACUGACGAAGAAACUACUUUGAAUUCUACUUCUUUGACGAAUAAGUCAAAUACACCCAACUGCAACAUGCUGUCUUGCCGUGUCAUACUUGUUCUCCUGGUUAUUUUGUCCACUGCUGUUUUGAACGCAGAAGCAGUCUACAGGAAGCCGCCCUUUAAUGGAAGCAUCUUUGGCAAACGAUCCAUGGGUAUAACUGCAGAUUAUGACGUGACCAACAGAGCAUUGGCAACAAUGUGUGAGGUUGCCAGCGAAACUUGCAGCAUUUGGUUAAAUCACCAAGAUACGAACUGAAAUCCUUUAGCGAAUUACAGCAUAAAGUACCAAUUGAAAUUUAUUAUUAAAUAAAGUGCAGCCAAUAUAACAAUAAUUUAUCAUUAAAAUUGUAACCAAUGGGAGAAAAUUCACAGCGCUUCUUCGCCAAUCGCACUAUUCAUGUAGUGUUUUAUUACUUUUUUUCUAGUAUUCAUUAGAACCGAAAAAUGUAUGUAUUGUAA